AUGGCAUACCCAGGUGGUUCUCAUGGCGACCAUGAUGACCUAAUCAGCAAUCUCCCAGAUCAACUGCUAUGUUCAAUCAUCUCACUGCUUCCCGCCAUAGACGCCGUAGCUACUUCAGUCUUGUCCAGACGGUGGACGUAUCUGUGGAGGUUCGUUUCUCGUCUCGAUUUCGACCCCGCGAAGGAGCCAACGGACCUUCUUGAUUUAUGUCCACCAGCGAUCGUUCUACACACAGUAUUCUCUCAAUGGGGUGAUAAUCUAAACGUCUUCCGGAUCACUCACGGUCCGGCAGAAUGGCGGUUCAGCGGGCUAUUGCCGGAAUUGAUCGAUUACCUCAAAAAUUACAACAGGAUAGAAGAGCUCGAACUCACUCGUAUAAGUGAUGAUUAUUGCUCUGAUGAGGACUGGAAUCUCGAGAAUUUGGUGCCGGCCGGUGUCUUCGGGUGCCAGACUCUCCGUGUCCUCCAACUCAACAACUACAAACUCAUACCGGAAUCCAUUGCUGCUUUCCACGGUUGUGUGAAUCUCACAACUCUAAAACUCAACUUGGUUCACUUAAACCCCGACAGUCUUUUCGAAAUCAGAUCUAACUGUGGAUCCUUGGAGAAUUUGAGCCUGUGUUCUUGUAUUGGAUUAGACUAUCUUAAGAUUUACGAUCACAAGUUGAAGUUCUUGGAACUCCAGAACUUAGAGCUUAUUGACCUCGAAAUAUGUGGCGAUGGUUUCACAACACUAUUGCUUCAUGAUGUUGAACUCUCCUCCAAAAGUAAUCCUUAUAUUAACUGCCCAAACCUUCAAAUAUUUCGAGCAUGUGCUAAAAAUCUCGCAAAUUCAGAUAUUCUCGAACGAUGUUGUGGUCUUGUGUUUAGUAGCAAUAGAUAUGGAGGAGGCAAACUUUCUCUUACGGAUUUGCGCUUGUUAUCGACUGAACUAGACUUGAACGACAUAAGAGACAAUAUCUUACUGUCUUUCAUCUUUAGAGGAAGCCUCCGUCUGCAAAAAAUCUACAUCACAAUUCGGGACAACAUGUACAGAAGUGAACCAGAACCAAGUUAUAGAUAUAAUAUUCUAUAUCCUCUUCCAUAUUCUGAGAUGGGGUAUUGGGAAAAAGCAGAGUUGUCCGAUAGCAUAACGUAUCACCUGAGGGUACUGUGGAUAAAGGGUUUUACAGGAAAAGAGACGGAAAUGAGGUUUGUUUCUCAUCUCAUCAAGAAUGCUACUAGGUUGGAGAAAGCUGUGAUACAAUGCGACGAUGAAUGUUCGUUGGAAGGAGCAGUCACGAUGAUGAGCUUGCUAUGGCUGCCAAAGGCCUCCAUGGAUGCUCCUGUAAUCCUGAAACCAGGGCCCAAGUUUAUGGCCGAGGUUGGUGAUGAUUUUGAACAUUGGGUUUCCACACGUCCAUGA
This is a messenger RNA of Cornus florida, 1404 nucleotides long. Its product is annotated as F-box protein At1g80960-like. The transcript has 3 exons. Bases 1 to 1404 code for a protein of 467 amino acids. The record is from RefSeq and is a predicted model, not a curated record. Gene Ontology annotation, molecular function: protein binding. NCBI's taxonomy places the organism in Eukaryota, Viridiplantae, Streptophyta, Magnoliopsida, Cornales, Cornaceae.